AUGAUUGAGGGCGCGACGACCGAGAUUGCGGACGAUGGACGGUCUGGGAUGCAAGGGGACUUGCUGACCGAGAACGAGUACGAUGGCUCAAUCUCUACAAGUCUCGCUUAUUCAAGCGCGCGCGCACCCCUGUCCGCGCUGCCAGCGUCUGAUUCAGCGCUCGCUCGUAGAGCCCUAUCCAAGGGCGCCCCUCGUCUGAUAUCGGAUGUCUGGAUGGAAGAUUAA
Molecule: messenger RNA, 225 nt
Organism: Peronospora matthiolae
Lineage: Eukaryota; Oomycota; Peronosporomycetes; Peronosporales; Peronosporaceae
Source: the annotation of a GenBank genome assembly